AAUAGAAGGUUAACCCAUUAGGGAUUUGCUAAGAUCUUCCUUUUCUUGCAUCGCACAAAAGAUGACUUUCAAUACCAACUAUAUGUUUGUUCAAGUAGAAGAAAUCUUAUUUUUCUUAAAAAAGGUUUUAAAUUUAGUCUGUUGGUAAUACAAAACGAAGGAAAUAGAAAUGGGGUUGGAGGGCGUAGUGAAUAAAGGCAUGGAGUUGGGGGAGAUGGCAUUCAACAAAGUCGGUGGAGUCAUCAAUUGGUUCCUCGGCCAUAUGGCUGUCGCCACCCGCACCAUCCACCAAUCCCUUAAGCUCUCCGACCUCGUCAUCAAAGUUCGAGCUGCUCAAAUACCAUUGUCCUCAGCUCAUGAAGAACUCCCAACUUGGCAACGAGAAGCAUUCUUCUAGCUCGGCAGCGACAAAAUAGUCGCCCAGCUCAGCAACACCAAGCAUUCUCCUAGUUCGGCUUCCAACCACAAGCAUCCUCCUUGGGCAAUAAACCAUUUGAGUUUGA
This is a messenger RNA of Rubroshorea leprosula, 503 nucleotides long. The record is from the annotation of a GenBank genome assembly. Lineage: Eukaryota; Viridiplantae; Streptophyta; Magnoliopsida; Malvales; Dipterocarpaceae.